UCAUGCACGUUCGAAGAAAGAUGGUUCCGACGGUUCGCCUUGCUCGUAAAUUGAAGUAGAAACAAGCAGAGAUAAAACUGUUAGAAUCCCACGCGCGCGACGAAAGAAAUUCAUCAAACGAGUAAACGACCCGGCCAUUUAGGAAAUUUUGUGGAGUUUUUUUACCUGCUAGUUUAUGACCACACACCAUGCAGAACUUUGACGAUCUUGACAUUGAGGGGCGCACUCCUCACUUAUCCGAAGAAAAAGGAAAGGAAGAAUACGAUCGCAAGCGUAUUAUGCGAUCCAGCGUCACCGCCGAAGAUGGUGUACUAAGACCUGUUUACUCCGAGACCGAGAACGGUGAUAUAUGGUGUCAUAUCUGUAACGUUGCUUUGUUCGGGGCUCACAAACUAGUAAGCCACAAUAUGUGCAAUCGUCACAAAAUGAAACUGGACGAAUGGCCAUAUCCAGUUAUGCUGUGGUCCAAGCGACCAGAAACGAGCAAGAUACCGGUUCAGACGACGAACAUCGCCGAUACGCUGGCGCCCGGCGAACCGGUGCCACCCGGUAUGGAAGAUCAGAUAGUCCGAACCACGGCAAUACAAACUAGCUUGGACCGGCAUCAAAGUUCACCACUGGUCGGUCUGGAAUAUCUGCUGGAGUUAGUGGACAAUGACUCAUGCGAGCCGAAUUACACGUGUGUUUUGUGCGACAAACGUGGCGAUCCGCGCACGGUAAUGGCCCACAUUACCAGUUACAAUCACCGAAUCAACUAUCUCAAUCGACACUUCCCAACUAUAUCGCGAGCGAUUACGGAGUUACCGCGUACUCCUAAUUAUAAGCGUGGGGCCAAUGAAAUAUUGGUGUUAGUGGCGAAGAAGAUCGAAAAGAAAUUUGGAAGAAUGCAACCGCAAUUGGUGGACAAAGCCCAGUACGAAAAGAAUAAGAUGGAGUACAUCAAGAAAGUCUAUCAGGACGUGCACUUUAGGGAAACACCAGAGUGUACGUUUAUGGAAGUUUAUGAUGUGAAAUGGGUUACGAAUUUUGAAGAAAAAAUGGCAGAAAUGAAUGGUAAUAAUAGAAAAAAAGAUUCCAAUGUCGAUGAGAAGAUUGACGAUAAAUUUAAAAAAGAAGAAAAGAAAAAGGAAAAAUCGCCUAAGAAAUCAGACCCUAAAGAAGAAAAGUCGAUCUUCAAAAUGCGCAUUAUUAACAAGGACAAAACGAAUUUUCGUAAGACCACGCCAAAACCCGAAGAAAAAUUAAAUAAAUCACCGAAACGUCCUUCGGACGAUACUAAAUCUCUCUCGUCGCUUUCGAGCAUAUCGAGCAGCCCGUCGCCGUCUCGCUCGAAAUCUCGUUCGCCGGAACGGGGAAGUAGGAAGAGAAGCACCGAGAGAAGCGUGGGGAGAUAUCGUAGCACAUCGCGACACUCGCGUCACUCGCACGAUCGUGGACGUCGAACGCGUUCGCGAUCGCGGUCGCGUUCGGUGCCUCCUUUAAGGGAGCGCGACAAAUGGGACAAGUACCGCGAGCAAAUCAGACGCGCGGAGGAAACGUUAGAUCGCGCGUUGAAGUUCCACGAGAAGAAUCCCGAAAAGCAUCCGUCUUAUCCAGACGAGUGGAAGAAAUUCUGGAACAGACGAUACAAAGAGCUUCAGGCUGAGGGUAGCGAUCCGAGUAAGCAUGACUUCAAGCCGGAGUGGAUUGAAUUUUGGAACAAGAGGAUGCGCGAGAUUCACAACGAGCAGUUGCAGCAACGGAAAGAGGAGAUCAGGAAGAGAUUGGAAUUGCCCGAGGAUAAACCACCCGGAAAAUGGAUUCCGAAGCAAGAUCGGGAGCGAGAACGGGAACGGGAACGGGAACGGGAACGAGAACGAGAACGAGAGCGAGAGCGAGAACGAGAACGAGAGCGAGAACGAGAACGAGAGCGAGAACGUUCUCCGAAACGCAGUCGACAUCGUCCAGAGAGCGACGACGAGGUAGAAUACGUUGGCACGAAAGUACUGAAGUCUGACUACUACGAUCGCCACGAAUACAGAGACCGAGAAUAUGUAUAUCCUUCGUACACGAGCGCAAGAGGAAACGUGUAUGCUCGCAACUAUCCGCGAACAGCAACACGUGGCAGAGCCCCUAUAUAUUACGCGACACCUUAUCCCGUAAAGGACAAAUCGCCCACUCCGCCCGUCGCGGAAGAGGUGUUGAAAGAUGAUCUCGAGAUAGUCGGUUUAUUGCGGCUGCUCACAGCUCUCGAAGGUCAGUUAGGUUCUCUCGGUCCUAAAGUAGUGUCUCUUCUGUCGAAAGCCUUGGCGGCCGAGAAGGCAAAACCAAAUUCCGCUGAGGAACUGUUAUACGACGAAGAAGUGAGCGUGUUAUUCGAGACUGUUAAAGAAAAGCUCAAAGGCCAGCUGUUCGCUGGCAUGGUGGAGAAAAUGGCCGUCACGGCGACCAAAACGGCGAUACAGAACAUCGCCAAGUUGCUGCACAAAGCUUCGGAGAGCAAAAAGAAAUUGGAAGAGGAAAAGAAGAAAGAGCGCGAGAAAGAGCUUCUAGAAGCGACUAAACCCAGUUACAUCAGCAGAACAACCUUCUCAAGAUCGGUGGAAGUCGCUCCGAAAUCUAUCAUGAAAUCCGAACCAGUUAGUGUUCCGGGUAUUGGUACGGUUGACAAGGUCGCUAUUGCUGAGCAAAUUGCCGCGGCUCUAGUCGCACAAGGAAGAACGAAUGUUUCGCAGGAAGAAUUGGAAACUCUCAUCAACGCUGUAGUUGGUAUGGCGGAGGCGUCGAAAAAUUCCGAAAAGCCUGUCACUACUGCCGACUUUGUGAAGAGUUUGGCGAGUUGCGGCACUGCCACCACUGCUUCGACAACAGAGACCACCACCGUCGCACCGCCAACAACUACGCCGAUCAUUCCCGUAGAACGACCAGCUUCCAGAAUGGAGAAUCUAACGGACGCUGAACUCAAGUCGAAGUUACAAACGUUCAAGGACCUGAACACACAGGAACAACACAGUCUCAUAGGGUUUUUGAAGAAACUCGAGGCCAGCGAUCCGUUGAGAGUGGAAAAACUGAGAGACUUCGUUAACCUAGGCGUGACAGCGCCCACACGACAGAGCCCGGACGUCGAGUUCGUUAAAGGCAGAAAGAGCGUAUCCCCGUUUUCCGCCCGUAAAGCGAAUCUAGACGACAGGAAUAAGUGGAAACCCAAGCUGGACAUGUUUGCGGACGAUGAGGACGAGCAACAGAAAAAGAAGGACAACGACGAGAAAACCAAAACCAAGAUAGACCUGUCCGACGAUGACGACGAUUACACGUACGAGGACAUUUACAAAGCCGCGAGUAAAAAUGUGAGCGAGAACGAGAAGGCUAAGAAGUCUCGCUCGUUCUCCAAGUCGCCGAGAUCGUGGUCGCGAUCGCGAUCGCGGUCGAAGUCGAGAUCCCGCUCGCCGGUGACAAAGCAAAAGGACGUUCUGAAGUCGAGCGAUCCGAACACGAUACUGAACGAGACCAAACGGCUGAUCGCGAACAUUAUGUGCGACCUGCCGAACAAAUUCGUACCGAAGUCGCACGGUUUGAACGCCAACAGUGUCGUCACGCCGUCCGCUCCGAGUUCCGUCGAGCCGACUCCCGGCGUCUCCAACUUUUACAAUCAAAACUUCAUUCCGAACAAUCAGCAACCACCGCGGCCGCAGACGCAACCACCACUGACCACCUAUCCGAACGUGUCCGGUCAGCAAUUCUCGAAUUAUCAACACACGCAAAUGUUCUCUAACAAUCCACCGGGAUACGUGGACAAUAGUUACAAUUAUCAGGGUUACGGCAACAUGAACAAUCAGAAUCAAUACGGCGCGAACCAAUAUCCUCCACCUCAGCAGCCUUACGGCACUUAUCCUCCGUCGCAAUCCGCGCCAACUGGUUACGUUCAGCAACCGCAAACGUAUGACAAUUACAUGUCGCAACAGCGAUUUUAUUGAUCAAAGUGAGAUCUUUAACGAGAUAUUCGUGUUAUACGGUGUCGAUGUGUGCGAAUUUGUUUCACGAUUGGUCGUGUGUGCGCGCGGUGUUUGCACACAUUUUUCGGCGUUGUUGCGCACAUCUCGAAUUUCAGAACAAAUCAAAUUUUUUUUUCGAUAUACUUGUCCGUCUAACGACUAGGGAGUUGUACUUAGAAAGUUAUCCGGAUAUAUUGCGCAAUCUUUCUUUACAAGUAUUAUAAUUUUUAUUCAAUCUGCACGAUCGGAUCUCGUCCUCGUACAUUUUCACAAGUGCGACGAAGUCCAAAAUCCGUCGAUAGGAUCGCCGCGAGGCGCGAACAUCACAUUCGUUCAUUUGUCACGUGACAAACUCGCGCAGAUCUCCGAUACAUGUAUGUAUUUUGUUUACGUAGGGUUUUUUGUCUAUCGGUUGUGUAACACAUUGACGUGAAAAUUUAAUUUUUGCCCGUUGUUGUUAUUUAUGUCGAGUGUUUAUUUUCCACUUUCGUGGAACAAGGGGGAGCGGGAGCUUUCAUGCUGCUGAGUGUGUGCAGUGAAAGUCCCAUUCAAUUGUGUGUUAUUUCAUGUGUACAUAUUUUGAAAGUGAGUUUUUUUUUUUUAAUACACACAAGUACGAAAAAGUGAAACGUGUACUAUUUACAUACAAAAUACCGUUACGAUUUCGACUAACGUAGGAGACAAGUAAGUAACUUGUGAACGAAAAUUGACGAAUAAUUAUAUCAUGCACGUUGUUUAAAAAUAAUUGAUGCAAAGUGAGAAAAAAAUAUAUAUGCAUACACAUAUAUAUGUAUAUAUAUAUAUAUA
Molecule: messenger RNA, 4778 nt
Organism: Pseudomyrmex gracilis
Lineage: Eukaryota; Metazoa; Arthropoda; Insecta; Hymenoptera; Formicidae
Product: coiled-coil domain-containing protein 47
Exons: 6
Coding region: 189-3953 (1254 amino acids)
Biological process (GO): endoplasmic reticulum calcium ion homeostasis
Cellular component (GO): endoplasmic reticulum
Molecular function (GO): calcium ion binding
Source: RefSeq, a predicted model, not a curated record